AUGAACGCCCUCACCAAUAUCUUGGAGACACGGCUCUUCAUCAAUGGAGAGUACGUCGACUCCAUGUCCAAUCAGCGACUAAGCUGUUACAAUGCGAUCGACCACUCUCUUGUCACGAACGAUGUUCAUGCCGCUACGAAAGAAGAUGUCGAUAUUGCUGUUGCAGCAGCUCAGGCAGCGUUUACCGGAUGGUCGUCAACACUUCCACAGAUACGCGCCAAGAUUCUAAACAAAUUUUCCGACCUCUUAGAAGAGCAUUCGGAGCAACUGAGCCUUCUGGAACAUGUCUGUAGCGGCCAACCGAUGCUAGCAAUGAAAUCAGUAUUUAUACCAGCUGCUGCUACGCGCAUUCGAUACUCGGCCGGAUGGUCUGAUAAGCUUGCUGGGCAGUCGUUUCCAGCGGAGAAUGGCUUUCUCAAAAUCGUUCACCGCGAGCCACUGGGAGUUUGUGCAGCUAUCACUGCGUUCAAUGCCCCUCUUAUGUUCAUGGCGGCCAAGGUUGGACCAUGUCUUGCGGUCGGAAACGUCAUCAUCCUUAAACCCAGCGAGAAGACUCCAUUGUCUACACUUUAUUUAGGGCGACUGGCGAAGGAGGCUGGUUUUCCACCUGGGGUGUUCAAUAUCAUUGGAGGUGCCGGAGCAACCGGGGCAUUUCUCGCUGAACACUUGGAAAUUGAUCGAAUUUCGUUUACUGGAAGUUUGGCUACCGGAAAGAAGGUGGCUCAAGCGGCGUCAAAAAGUAAUUUGAAACGCGUGGGGCUAGAACUCGGGGGAAAGAGCCCAAGUAUAAUCUUCGCAGACGCUGAUUUGGAUAACGCAGUACACUGGUGCACGAGAGGUAUUGUUACGGCUUCUGGACAGAUGUGUAAUGCCAGUUCCAGGGUUUAUGUUCACGAAGACAUAAAAGAAAAAUUCAUCCAGCGGAUGAAGAGCGCUUUCGAGGGAAUAGAUAUCUCCCAGACACAGGCCCCAGUGAUUGACCGGAUCCAGCUGGCUCGAGUUGAAAGGUAUAUCGAUCAGGGCACCAAGGAAUCAUCUUUGCUUACAGGAGGAACACGGAUGGAAAACUCUUCUUGGAUACGUCCUACCAUAUUUGUCGAUCCUUCGCCAGAUGCCACUAUCUACAAGGAGGAGAUAUUUGGCCCUGUUGUUGUCAUCUCCGGAUUUACAGAUGAACAAACAGUCGUGGAAAAGGCCAACAACAGUAAAUAUGGUUUACACAGUGCCGUAUUCACACAAGAUAUUAAUCGUGCGAUGCGCUUGUCGAGCAAAGUUUCGAGUGGAACAGUGUGUAUCAAUUGCACUCUCAUGGUUGAUGUCGGCCUGCCUUUCGGUGGAUGCCGCCAGAGCGGAUGGGGGAGAGAAGGUGGAAAAAUUGGAAUGGAAGAAUGGACUGAGCCAAAGACCAUUUUUGUUAAUUUGACAUAUUAA
Penicillium cosmopolitanum is the source of this 1431-nucleotide messenger RNA. RefSeq lists its product as uncharacterized. Gene Ontology annotation, molecular function: aldehyde dehydrogenase (NAD+) activity. NCBI's taxonomy places the organism in Eukaryota, Fungi, Ascomycota, Eurotiomycetes, Eurotiales, Aspergillaceae. The coding region runs from base 1 to 1431 and encodes 476 amino acids. The record is from RefSeq and is a predicted model, not a curated record. The transcript has 6 exons.